This is a messenger RNA of Zonotrichia leucophrys gambelii, 9857 nucleotides long. It is a transcript of the gene COL6A3, whose product is annotated as collagen type VI alpha 3 chain. The coding region runs from base 364 to 9162 and encodes 2932 amino acids. Gene Ontology annotation, molecular function: extracellular matrix structural constituent conferring tensile strength; protein binding; serine-type endopeptidase inhibitor activity. NCBI's taxonomy places the organism in Eukaryota, Metazoa, Chordata, Aves, Passeriformes, Passerellidae. The record is from RefSeq and is a predicted model, not a curated record. The transcript has 43 exons.
UGACCUCAGCCCCGGGAACGCCAGCACCAACCAUCUGGAUCCCAUUUGCGACGCCCGGCCCCCCGGCAUUGCCGAGCCAGCCGCCUCCUCCGGCCGCGCUCAGACCCACGGCAGCCGCCGCGCAGGGACCAGCGUCCCUCCAGCGCCCUGUCCCGCCGCUGUUCCCUCAUCCCAGCACUGCCUGCACCCCUCCAGAGGGGACCGGGGAGGCUGAGCAGCGCCGCACGCCAUGAAGCAGCGGUGAGAGGCGCUCCGGAGAGGAAAAUCCCGGAGUAAGGAGCUCCUCUGGAGGUUCACUCAGGGGUCUCACGUCAGGUGCUUUGAAACAAAAGAGAAUAAAAGGAAAACUCCUAAAAGAGCAAAAUGAGGAAACAUCGGCAUUUGCCCCUCUUGGCAAUGUUCUGCCUCCUGCUCUUGGGCUUUGGCUCUGUUGGUGCUCAGCAGCAAGCAGCUCAAGAGUCCGCUGACCUAAUUUUCCUUAUUGACGGAUCAAACAACAUCGGAGGUGUCAAUUUUCCAGCCAUACGCGAUUUCCUUGUAAAUUUGAUUGAGAGCCUCAGAGUUGGAGCUCAGCAGAUACACAUUGGGGUGGUGCAGUAUAGUGAUCAACCCAGAACCGAGUUCCCUUUGAGCAGCUACUCCACAAAGGCGGAUGUCCUGGAUGCCGUGAAGGCACUCGGAUUCCGCGGGGGCGAGGAGGCGAACACCGGUGCGGCACUGGAGUUCGUGGUGGAGAACCUCUUCACCCAGGCGGGAGGCAGCAGGAUAGAGGAAGCGGUGCCUCAGAUUUUAGUGCUGAUAAGUGGUGGAGAAUCUAGUGAUGAUAUCCGAGAGGGCUUGUUAGCGGUGAAGCAAGCUGGUAUAUUUUCGUUUAGCAUUGGGGUCCUGAAUGCUGACAGUGCAGAGCUGCAGCAGAUUGCUACUGAUGGAAGCUUCGCCUAUACUGCCCUGGAUAUCCGUAACCUUGAUGCUCUUCAAGAAUUAUUACUGCCCAACAUUGUUGGAGUGGCCCAAAGACUCAUUUUGUUAGCGGCCCCAACCAUUGUGACUGAAGUUAUUGAAGUGAACAAGAAGGAUAUAGUCUUCCUGAUAGAUGGCUCAACUGCUUUGGGGGCCGCCCCCUUUAAUGCAAUCCGUGAUUUCGUUGCCAAAAUUGUCCAAAGGCUGGAGGUUGGACCCGAGCUGAUCCAAGUGGCCGUGGCACAGUAUGCAGACACUGUGAAGCCAGAGUUUUAUUUUAACACCCACCAGACCAGGAAGGACGUGAUGGCCAAUGUGAGGAAGAUGAAGCCCAUGGGUGGCACAACACUCAACACUGGCUCGGCACUGGAAUUUGUGAGGACCAACUUCUUCACCAGUGCUGCCGGGUGCCGGGUGGAGGAAGGGGUGCUCCCCAUGCUGGUGCUCAUCACUGGGGGUAAGUCCAGGGAUGCUGUUGACCAAGCUGCAGCAGAGCUGAAGAGGAAUAGGAUAGUGACCCUUGCCGUUGGGUCGAGAAACGCUGACCUGGCAGAGCUUCAAGAAAUUGCUCAUGAACAAGAUUUUGUGUUCAACCCGAACGACUUCCGCCUCCAGUUCAUGCAAGCCAUUCUUCCUGAAGUGCUGUCACCUAUCCGGACACUCUCUGGAGGACUGCUCGUCCCAGAGCCACCCUCAGUUCAAGUAACCAAAAGGGAUAUCAUCUUUCUUUUGGACGGAUCACUCAACGUCGGAAAUGCCAACUUCCCCUUUGUGCGGGACUUUGUGGCCGACCUAGUUAACUACCUUGAUGUCGGCAGCGACAAAACGCGAGUGGGCUUAGUGCAAUUUAGUGACACCCCCCAAACCGAGUUCUCCCUGUACUCCUACCAGAGCAAAGCUGACAUAAUCCAGCGCCUGGGGCAGCUGAGGCCCAGGGGGGGCUCGGUGCUCAACACCGGCUCCGCGCUGAACUUUGUGCUCUCGAGUCACUUCACGGGGGCCGGUGGGAGCAGGAUAAAUGAACAAGUGCCCCAGGUGCUGGUCCUGGUGGCGGCAGGGAGCUCUGCCGAUCCCUUCCUCCAAGUUUCCAAUGAAUUAGCUCGGGCCGGAGUGCUGACCUUUGCUGUGGGCGUUAGGAAUGCGGAUAAGGCAGAACUUGAGCAGAUUGCCUUUAAUCCAAGAAUGGUGUAUUUUGUGGAUGAUUUCAGUGCCCUGGCAGCUUUACCCCAGGAGUUAAAUAAGCCCAUAACAACAUAUGUUAGUGGAGGUGUGGAAGAGGUUCCACUCGCCCCAACAGAAAGCAAGAAGGAUGUUUUAUUCCUGAUUGAUGGCUCAGCCAACCUCUUGGGCAUCUUCCCUGCCGUCCGGGAUUUUGUACACAAAGUAAUUUCUGACCUGAACGUGGGUCCCGACGCCACGCGAGUCGCCGUUGCGCAGUUCAGCGACACCAUCCAAAUUGAAUUUGACUUUGACGAGUACUCAUCCAAACAAGAUAUGCUUACCAAAGUGAAAAGGAUGAAGAUUAAAACUGGGAAGCAGCUGAACAUCGGAGCUGCACUCGAUGAGGCUGUAAGGAGGCUGUUUGUGAGGGAAGGUGGAAGCAGAAUCGAAGAAGGGGUUCCUCAGUUUUUGGUCCUCCUCGUUGCUGGGAGAUCGACCGACAAUGUGGAGGAGCCAUCAGAUGUUCUGAAGCACGCUGGAGUGGUAACCUUUGGUAUCAGAGCCAAAAAUGCUGACCCUGUAGAGCUGGAAAGGAUUGUUUACGCCCCACAAUUCCUUCUGAACGUCGAAUCCCUCCAGCGGAUUUCAGAGCUUCAGCCGAGCAUAGUCAACCUGCUGAGAACAGUCCAGCUUCAGCCAGGAGUAGUUGAGAGAGGUGAGAAGAAGGAUGUGGUGUUUCUGAUCGAUGGCUCGGACGGUGUCAGAAGAGGUUUCCCUCUCCUGAAGACGUUUGUCCAAAGAGUCGUGGAGAGCCUGGACAUCGGCCGCGACAAGGUGCGCGUGGCCGUGGCGCAGUACAGCAACACCAUCCAGCCCGAGUUCCUGCUGGACACCCAUGAGGACAAAGCAGAUCUCAUCAGUGCCAUCCAGCAGCUGAAGCUCAUGGGAGGGUCUCCUCUGAACACGGGGGCAGCCCUUGACUACCUCAUCAAGAACGUGUUCACGGUGUCAAGCGGCAGCAGGAUAGCGGAGGGUGUCCCGCAGUUCCUGAUCCUGCUGACUGCUGACCGGUCCCAGGACGAUGUCAGGAGGCCCUCAGUGGUCCUGAAGACGAGCGGCACGGUGCCCUUUGGCAUUGGGAUUGGAAAUGCCGACCUCACAGAGCUGCAGACCAUUUCCUUCCUCCCAGAUUUUGCUAUCUCUGUGCCCGACUUCAGCCAGCUGGACUCGGUGCAGCAGGUCGUCUCCAACAGAGUCAUCCGGCUGACCAAGCAAGAGAUACAAUCUCUGGCCCCUGACCUGGUUUUCACAUCACCCAGCCCAGCGGGCGUGAAGAGGGACAUCGUGUUCCUGGUUGACGGCUCCCGCUACGCCGCCCAGGAGUUCUACCUCGUCCGCGACCUCAUCGGGAGGAUCGUCAACAACCUGGACGUGGGCAUCGACACCACCAGGAUCUCGGUGGUGCAGUUCAGCGAGCACCCCCACGUGGAGUUCCUGCUCAACACCCACUCCACCAAGGACGAGGUGCAGAACGCCGUGAGGCAGCUGCGGUCCAAAGGCGGCCAGCUGGUGAACGUGGGGGAGGCCCUGGAGUUUGUGGCCAAGACCAUCUUCACCCGGCCCUCCGGGAGCCGCAUCGAGGAGGGCGUCCCGCAGUUCCUGGUCAUCCUCUCCUCCCGCAAGUCCGACGACGACUUUGAGUACCCGUCCCUCCAAGUCAAGCAAGUGGGGGUGGCACCUAUAAUGAUAGCCAAGAACGUGGAUACUGAAGAGAUGAUACAGAUUUCCCUCAGCCCUGAAUAUGUAUUCCAAGUCUCCAGCUUCCAGGAGCUGCCCAGCCUCGAGCAGAAGCUGCUGACUCCGAUUGAAACCCUGACUGUGGACCAAAUCAGGCGGCUGCUGGGAGAUGUGCAGCCCCCCAUAGAUGUUUCUGGAGAUGAAAAGGACAUAGUCUUCCUCAUUGACAGCUCUGACAGCGUCCGGCCGGAUGGGCUCGCUCACAUUCGGGAUUUCAUCAGCAGAAUUGUCCAGCAGCUGGAAGUGGGGCCAAACAAAGUGCGGAUUGGGGUGGUGCAGUUCAGCAAUAGCGUCUUCCCCGAGUUCUACUUGAAGACCCACAAGUCCAAAAACGCUGUCCUGGAAGCCAUCCGCCGCCUGAGGCUUAGAGGUGGGUCCCCCCUGAACGCUGGCAAAGCCCUGGACUUCGUGGUGAAGAACUACUUCAUCAAGUCUGCAGGGAGCAGGAUAGAAGAUGGAGUGCCCCAGCACCUGGUGGUCAUCCUUGGAGACCGGUCCCAGGAUGAUGUGGACAGACCCGCCAGAGUGAUCACUUCCACAAGCAUCAAACCUCUGGGUGUCGGAGCCAGGAACGUGGACAGGGACCAGCUGCAGGUCAUUACCAACGAUCCUGGGCGCGUGCUUGUGGUGCAGGACUUCACAGGGCUCUCAACCUUAGAAAAGAGGGUGCAGAACAUUCUAGAUGAGCUCCCGAUACCUACAACAGACUCGCCUGGAAUAAAUCAAGUUGGAGGCAAGAAGCAGGCUGACAUUGUGUUUUUGCUGGAUGGCUCCAUCAAUCUGGGGAGAGAUAACUUCCAAGAAGUCCUCCAGUUCGUCUACUCCGUGGUGGAUGCCAUUUACAGGGAUGGCGACUCUAUCCAGGUAGGGCUGGCCCAGUACAACUCGGAUGUCACUGAUGAGUUUUUCCUCAAGGACCACUCCACCAAAGCUCAGAUUUUAGACGCCAUCAACAAAGUCAUCUACAAAGGCGGGCGGGUGGCGAACACCGGCGCGGCCAUCAAGCACAUCCAGGAGAGGCACUUUGUGAAGGAGGCUGGCAGCAGGAUUGACCAGAGGGUGCCCCAGAUCGCCUUCAUCGUCACGGGUGGGAAGUCUACGGAUGAUGGGCCGAGGGCAUCCGUGGAAAUCACGCAGAAAGGCGUCAAGGUGUUCGCGGUCGGAGUGAGGAACAUCGACCUGAAGGAAGUCAGCCUGCUGGCCAGUGAGAGCGCCAUGAGUUUCAGAGCAGCCACAGCCCAGGAGCUGUCAGAGCUGAAUGAGCAGGUCCUGGUCACGCUGGAAGCUGCCAUGGAGGAGAGGUUGUGCCCAGGAACAACAGAUGUGACAAGAGACUGUGACCUAGAAGUGAUAAUUGGCUUUGAUGUCAGUGAUGUUGGGCCCGGCCAGAGCAUCUUCACUUCCCAGCGAGCCCUGGAGUCCAGAAUGGAGUCUGUGCUGAACAGGAUAACACAGAUGCAGAAGAUCAGCUGCACUGGCAACCAGGCACCCAAUGUCAGGGUGGCCAUCAUGGCCCAGGCCCAGGGGGGACCUGUGGAGGGGCUGGAUUUUUCCGAGUACCGGCCCGAGCUCUUGGAGAGGUUCCUGGACAUGCGGACCCGCGGGCCCUACUACCUCAGGGCAGACACACUGAGGUCCUACCUGAGCAAAUUCCGCUCCUCACCCGCUGGCAGCACCAAGGUCAUAAUCCAUUUUACUGAUGGUGUAGAUGAGCCAAUAAGUCAGCUGGAGGCUGCUUCGUCUACUUUACACUCAGAAGGAGUCAACGCUCUCAUCUUCGUCGGGCUGGACCGAGUGGCCAACUUUGACAGAGUGAUGCAGCUGGAGUUCGGCCGUGGCUUCACCUACAACAGGCCUCUCAGAGUUAAUCUGCUGGACCUGGACUUUGAGCUGGCAGAGCAGCUUGACAACAUCGCAGAGAGGGCGUGCUGCAAGGUCCCCUGCAAGUGCUCAGGACAGAGAGGGGACAGAGGUGUGCCAGGCCCUAUAGGACCAAAGGGUGUCACAGGGGAUCUUGGCUACGGAGGCUACCCUGGUGAUGAAGGAGGACCGGGUGAGCGUGGACCUCCGGGUGCGAAUGGGACACAAGGUUUCCAGGGAUGCCCCGGGCACAGAGGAACAAAGGGUUCUCGGGGAUUCCCAGGAGAGAAGGGUGAACUGGGAGAAAUGGGUCUGGAUGGCAUUGAUGGAGAAGAGGGAGACAAAGGUUUGCCUGGCUCCUCUGGAGAGAAGGGAUAUUCUGGCAGGAGGGGAGAUAAGGGAGUCAAGGGAGAACGAGGGGAACGAGGCGACCGCGGGCUCCGUGGAGAUCCGGGAGAUUCAGGAGCUGAUAAUACUCAACGGGGCCCCAGAGGACAAAAGGGUGAAAUUGGACCAAUGGGAGAUCCUGGACCGGCAGGGCCGGAGGGCCAAAACGGUGAAGCAGGGAGGAAUGGCAUGGCAGGACGAAGGGGGCCCAUAGGAAUAAAGGGCACCAAGGGCGCGCCUGGCCAGCCAGGGCCAGCUGGAGAACAAGGCAUGCGAGGGCCACAGGGUCCCCCUGGCCAGAUUGGCACACCAGGCAUCAGAGGAGAGCAGGGCAUCCCUGGACCCAGGGCUGGGAGUGGACCUCCAGGACCCCCAGGAGACCGUGGCAGGAUUGGUCCUCUGGGAAGGAAGGGUGAGCCUGGAGACCCUGGACCCAAAGGGCCAAACGGACAGCCGGGCCCACGAGGAGAGAUGGGUGAUGAUGGACGCGAUGGAAUUGGUGGCCCAGGUCCUAAAGGCAGGAAGGGAGAACGUGGCUUCGUAGGUUACGCAGGGCCAAAGGGUGGACCUGGUGACCGUGGUGUUGCUGGAGGCCCCGGCCCCAAAGGAAACAGAGGCCGCAGAGGAGAUGCAGGAGUACCUGGGAUACCCGGUCAGAAAGGAGAGAUUGGAUACCCUGGGCCAUCUGGCCUUAAAGGCGAGAAAGGAGAAUCCAGAGAUCAAUGUGCGCUGGUGCGGAACAUCAAAGACAAAUGCCCUUGCUGCUAUGGUCCCAAGGAGUGCCCUGUCUUCCCAACCGAGCUGGCCUUUGCUAUUGACACCUCCUCGGGCGUCGUGAGGGAGGUUUUCAACAGGAUGAAGCAAACCGUGCUCAGAGUGGUCAACAACUUGACCAUCGCUGAGAGCAACUGUCCCCGAGGGGCACGGGUGGCCCUGGUCACCUACAACAACGAGGUCACCACCGAGAUCCGCUUUGCUGACGCCAGGAAGAAAUCCAGCCUCCUGCAGCAGAUCCAAAACUUCCAGGCAACGCUGACCACGAAGCCGCGCAGCCUGGAGACCGCCAUGUCCUUCGUGGCCAGGAACACCUUCAAGCGUGCCCGCAGUGGCUUCCUGAUGAGGAAGGUGGCUGUCUUCUUCAGCAAUGGGGACACCAGGGCGUCCCCACAGCUCAACGAUGCUGUGCUGAAGCUCUACGAUGCCGGGGUUGUGCCGGUGUUCCUCACCAGCAGGCAGGAUGCGGUGCUUGCCAGAGCUCUGGAGAUCAACAACACGGCCGUCGGUCACGCCAUUGUUCUCCCAACCAGCGGCGGUCAGCUGAAUCAAACCAUUCAGAGGCUUUUGACUUGUCACAUUUGUUUGGAUGUGUGCGACCCAGAUCCCAGAUGUGCUGGAACUGGCCAGAGACCUUCCUUCCGAGACAGAAGGGCAGCCCCCACUGAUGUGGACACAGACAUAGCCUUCAUCCUGGACAGCUCCGAGUCCACCACCCCCCUGCAGUUCAGCGAAAUGAAAAAAUACAUUUCCCACAUUGUAACCAACCUGGAAAUCAGCUCAGAGCCAAAAGUAUCCCAGCAACACGCCAGAGUGGCUGUUCUCCAGCAAGCUCCUUACGAACACGAAAUCAACUCAAGCUUCCCACCAGUGAAAACUGAGUUCUCACUAACUGAUUAUGCAUCCAAAGAGAAGAUCAUUAAUUACCUCCACAACCAAAUGACCCAGCUGCACGGCACGAGGGCUCUAGGAAGUGCAAUUGAGCACACAAUCACUCAUGUCUUUGAAAGCGUGCCAAGCCCUCGGGAUCUAAAAGUCAUUGUUCUGAUGAUGACUGGAAAAGUGAACAAAAGAGAACUUGAGCACCUGCAGAGGGCUGUCAUCAGUGCAAAAUGCAAAGGGUACUUCUUUGUUAUCUUGGGCAUUGGCAGGAAGGUGAAUGCCAAGAACAUCUACAGCCUUGCCAGCGAGCCCAAUGAUGUGUUCUUCAAGCUGGUUGAUAAACCAGGAGAGCUCCAUGAAGAGCCCUUGCUGCGUUUUGGGACACUGCUGCCAUCCUUCAUCAGAAGUGAAUAUGCUUUCUACCUGUCUCCAGAGAUAAGGAAACAGUGUGAGUGGCUCCAGAAUGGUCAGCAAAUCCAAGGCCAGCACCCCGUGCUCGUUGGGCAGAAAGCAGUGUUCGUGGCUCCCAACGUGACCGCCAGCCGCGCCUUCCCUGCCAGCACCACGGUCAGCGCCACCAUCAAGCCAGCAGCGAGUGCCCACGCCAGAACCACUCCUGCCAGCACCACGGCCCAGGCUAGAGCCCCCCAGACCACCCCAGCCACCUCUGUGGCCCAGGGGAAUGCCACAGCCCAGGGAACAGCCAGUGCCACCACGAGCCACAGCAAAGCCAGCGGCCGGGCUGCCACCACCACCAACGCCACAGGCACCGCGGCCGGCGGCAGGAGGAGACACAGCGCAAAGACCCACGACAUCCAGAUCACAGAUGUCACCGAGAGCAGUGCCAGGCUGCGCUGGGCCAGCCCUGAGCCCCACAGCACCUUUGAUGUCACUGUCACCUUGGCACAGGACCAUUCCCUCGUGCAGAGGCAAAACCUGACUGGCACCGAGCACGUCAUCCGGGGGCUCCGGAGCGGGCAGAAAUACGCUGUUGUCAUCACUGGCUCCCAAAAAUCCCAGCACAAAGUAACCUACACAGGGUCAUUCAGCACGAAGACCCAGGCACAGGGCCAGGUGUCCCUGGCCAACAUGAUGCUCAACACUGAGCCACUGGAAGGGCCUGAGAGUGUGAUGGAUGUCUGCCGGCUGCAGAAGGACGAGGGCACCUGCAGGAACUUUGUGCUCAAGUGGUACUACGACCCCGAGACCAAGAGCUGCGCCCGCUUCUGGUACGGCGGCUGCGGCGGCAACGACAACAGGUUCAACACGCAGAAAGAAUGUGAAAAACUCUGCACCCCUGGUGCCAUCAACCCCGGCGCGGUGACGGCGAUGGGGACAUAGAGCCAGGGGCCGGCCAACACUUACCUCUGAGACAGCAUCACCUUUGCCACCUUGCCCCUAUAGAAGCUAAGGGUAUAGACAACCUUGCACUGUAAUAUUUCAUGCUUUAAACUCCCAGGCAAACCCCGAGGAGAGGGUUUUGCUGCAUGACCUAUCAAUAUGGUGCUAAACUGUUUGUGGACUGAGUGCUACACGUGCCCGGGUUAUAUUGAAUAGCUUCAACAUUGCCAAAUAUUUACCCAAGUGCAGAUUGUUAUUGUCUCUCAACAUGUCUUCUAAAUUAGCCUUUUUGCCCCCCCAAUUCUGGCUGUCUGCCUAUAUAAGGCAUCACAAAAAUUAGUAAAAAAAAAAAUCAUCAUAAUUUCAAUGCAACUGGUUACCUGCUUGCUUUUAUCCUUCUCAUAACUGAGUGUAACUUUACAGGGGAAGCCUUUUUGUAAGAGAGUGGCUGAUUCUGAUAAAAAAUUGGUUCCAUUUCCACUCUUCCUCUCUUUUUUUUCUCCUUUUGCUGGAUUCAGUCUCAGACUACAUCUCUUGUAUGCAUUUGUACCACAUGUGGCCAACCGAACUAGCAAGGAAAAGGAAGCAAAGUUUCCAAAUGCAAAUGCACUGCUGGGACCAAGGCCUCAGUUAACAAAUCUUUAAAUUGUGGUGUAAGAUGCCUCUGGCAUUCUUCUGAUGUUGUAUGUUUUAUA